Messenger RNA from Phlebotomus argentipes, 1433 nucleotides. RefSeq names its product rRNA methyltransferase 3, mitochondrial. The record is from RefSeq and is a predicted model, not a curated record. Lineage: Eukaryota; Metazoa; Arthropoda; Insecta; Diptera; Psychodidae. Gene Ontology annotation, molecular function: RNA methyltransferase activity; RNA binding. The transcript has 3 exons. Gene Ontology annotation, biological process: RNA processing. The coding region runs from base 239 to 1420 and encodes 393 amino acids.
UUGCCAUGCGUGUGCAAUUUUGGGGGUGUCCGAGUGUGUGAUUCUGUUUUGAUUCGCAUGCAGUGGCGGAUUGUUUAUUUUGCAUAAUUUCCCUGCUUUGCAGUAUUGUUGGCAGUUUUAGAAUAUUGCAAUAGACGGAUAAGAACUCAAUAAUCCCUAUCUAAGUGAUAGAUUUAGCACAUAAAGUGCAUUUCGAGGGGAAAAGUGAAUAGAAAAUCAGUUGCAAACUAACCUCACUAUGCAGAUGUUCCGGAAGUUUGCCUCAUGCAGGAUUUUCUCAAGGAAUUUAACUCCAGUCGUGAGGACAACACUCAGACUCAGUUCUUCAGCUGCCAAUGACUUCCCCAAGCCAGCAGUGGAUGUGGAGAAGCUGGAAGAGGACCUAUUUGGCCGGGAGGUAGGACAGGCUUGGACAGAGAGGAAGAAUAAGCGCUAUCCAAAUCGACCAAAGCGAUCUAGAUCGUCUAAUUCAACUGAUAACAACACGAAAAAAGUUGAGCUGAAAAUCGACAAAGACACAGAUUUAGCUUAUGCUGAUCUCCACCACAAAGAUCCAAUAAUCAGGGAUGCAAUGAUGCUCCUCAGAUCAGGGAAGAAGCUGAAGAAGGGUGGUCUGCUUCUGCUAGAGGGACGUCGCCUUAUUGAGGAUGCGCUCAAAUGUAACGUUCGCAUGAGGAAGCUGUUUUUCAGUCGUCCGGAAGAUCUUCAAGAUCUGGCUGAGCAAAUCAAAAUGAGCCCCACAAAAACUGAACUCUACAGAAUAACAUAUAAAGACUUGACCCUGUGGUCACAAUUGACCACUUCUCCAGGACUCAUGGCUAUUUUUGACCGCCCAGUUGUUGCUCACUCAGAAACGGAGAAUAUUUUGCCUAUAUCGGUGAUCUGUGACAACAUCCGAGAGCCUAGCAAUCUCGGGAGUGUGAUCAGAAUGUGCGCAGCUCUGCCGUGUCGAGAGGUGCUGGUUAUGAAAGGCUGCACUGAUCCUUUCGAGCCGAAGUGUCUCCGAGGCGGAGCUGGAGCGCAAUUCCAUGUUCCAGUGAAGUAUCCAGUUGCAUGGGAGGAGCUGGAAGAGAUCCUGCCGAAGGAGAACUCAGUCUUUGUGGCAGAAAGCAACCCGAAGAAGGCGCAAAUGCUCACAAAUGAAUUUCCCGUGGACGUUGCUGAAUAUUGUCUUCCUAGCCAAGGAGAUGAGCACCAUAUGACUGUCAUUAUAGGUGGCGAGACGCAUGGCAUAUCCGAAGAGGGAUAUGGAUUGAUGAAACUGUACGCAAACAGUGCUUGUCUUCAUAUUCCCGUGUCAGGAGGUGUGGAGAGCCUCAACACAGCGUCUGCCUUGGCGGUGAUUCUCUUUGAGCUCCGCAGGAAGAUCAACCAGAGGAAAAUAGUGGAAAAUGUGGAAAAUUCUGAAGAUAUACAAUAAAACGUUACACAUU